AAACUCCCAAUCCCAAAAUAUCAAGCAUAUCUGUGCAUGUGUUGAAUUAUUUAACAGGAAAAUCCAUCAGAGCAGAGCCCUUGGAAGUGCUAAAGAUUGGUAGUAUCCCCUGCCUGCCCAGGGAUGGAUGUUUACAGGAAUGCAGUUUGCCUUGUAAUGGGAUAUUGCAUGUAAGAGGCUAAAACUGAGCUUUACUUUGCAAAUACUAUCACAGCUGCCAACUGUGGGCAAGGUGGUAAUUGAGUAAAUGCCAUGGAGAGCGAAGUGAUAGACUAUCGUAUCAGUGUCAUUAAAAGUCCUCCAGAAUGGGAAAUUGGAAUCUAUAUUGCUGGUGCAUUAACACUACUUGGAGUAGCUGGGCUAUACCUAUGGAAACUCUAUAAAUCAGGAACUUACCCAUCACCUUCUCCUUUUCCUAACUACGACUAUCGAUAUCUCAAGCGCAAAUAUGGAACAUCUCACCCCAACGUUAACAAAAAGAAAACCACAGUCGUCAGUUCUAGAAAUAGCAUGACAAACCUCAAUGACAAUUAUGAGAGUAUCAGUGAAUUUGGACCCAUUGAAUUGAUUAACAGAGAUCUGGAAAUGACUCCCUAUGGAAUGUUAAGGAAAUCUGUCUCUACCGAUUCUCUCAGUUCUAUCUCAUCGAUUGGCAAUAAUUUUGGCCAAGAUUUCACAGUAGGACAGAUUGAAGUGACUAUGGAAUAUGACAUCAGUUCCAACAUCCUGCACGUUUCUUUAUUACAAGGGAAAGAUCUCCUGGACAAAAGAGAAGAGGGUAACUACGAAUCUUGCUUCGUGCAUAUCAGUCUGCUCCCAGAUGAACAAAUUGUUGGGAUUUCAAGGAUACAGAGAAAUGCAUAUUCGGUUUUAUUUGACGAGACGUUUUCCAUUCCUCUCGACCCACUGGCUCUGGAAGAAAACAGCCUGAGGUUCUCUAUUUUUGCAAUUGAUGGAGAUGAGAGAAACGUCAGCACUGGAGUAGCGGAACUGAAGUUAUCUGACUUGGAUUUGACUCUGCGUCCAUUUAAUACAUGGAUAUAUCUACAGGAUGUCAACAAGGCUGCGGACUCAGUAGGGGAAAUUCUAUUAUCUCUUAGUUACCUUCCGACCGCUGAACGCCUUACUGUCGUGGUGGUUAAAGGAAAAAACUUGAUAUGGACAGAAGGAAAGGUCACAGCAGAUCCGUUUGUAAAGGUUUAUCUGCUCCAAGAUGGGAGAAAGAUCAGUAAAAAAAAGACAGCCGUGAAGCGCGAUGACAGGAACCCUGUUUUUAAUGAAGCCAUGAUAUUCUCGGUUCCGGCUAUUGUACUGCAGGAGUUAUCUUUGAGGGUUACAGUAGCAGAAUGCUGUGAUGAUGGUAGGACGGAGAACAUUGGACACGUUAUUAUUGGUCCGGCUGCAACUGGAAUGGGCAUGACUCACUGGAACCAAAUGCUUGCGACUCUGAGGAAGCCGGUGUCCAUGUGGCACCAAGUCAGAAAGAAUUAGAGCACCUGUGUGGAGUUUGUUUUUCCAAAAUGCCAUUAACAGGAAAGGAAAAGAAGAUUGAGUAUUAACACACCCUAUUAAUGCUUAGCGCAUGGGCCACAACUCAGUCUUGAAGAGCAGUACUCCUCCUGGAGGUGUAUGAUUUAUAUCAAUUUUAUGUAUUAUUACAAACAAUUCCCACUGAGAAUCACUGAGCCUUGCGUUAUACAAUAUAUCACACGGAGAGCCUUGAGUAGUUAUGACCUUGGAGAAAUGGAGUGAGGAUUGAGACUCCUGUCUUAGCAGGUAUUGAUAAGGAUCAUGCACUAUUUUGUGUAUGCAUAUGUACAUUUAUAAAUAUAUAUAUUUUGCAUGGAGCUUAAACAUUCCUU
Pelobates fuscus (common spadefoot toad) is the source of this 1862-nucleotide messenger RNA. It is a transcript of the gene SYT12, whose product is annotated as synaptotagmin 12. Gene Ontology annotation, molecular function: phosphatidylserine binding; SNARE binding; clathrin binding. The record is from RefSeq and is a predicted model, not a curated record. The transcript is spliced from 8 exons. Lineage: Eukaryota; Metazoa; Chordata; Amphibia; Anura; Pelobatidae. Gene Ontology annotation, biological process: regulation of calcium ion-dependent exocytosis; calcium-ion regulated exocytosis; regulation of dopamine secretion. Gene Ontology annotation, cellular component: exocytic vesicle; plasma membrane. The coding region runs from base 253 to 1491 and encodes 412 amino acids.